Molecule: messenger RNA, 2514 nt
Organism: Aspergillus mulundensis
Lineage: Eukaryota; Fungi; Ascomycota; Eurotiomycetes; Eurotiales; Aspergillaceae
Product: beta-glucosidase H
Exons: 3
Coding region: 1-2514 (837 amino acids)
Biological process (GO): glucan catabolic process
Molecular function (GO): beta-glucosidase activity
Source: RefSeq, a predicted model, not a curated record
AUGCCUUUGGACGUGGAGAAGACCAUUGAAGAGCUUCGGCUCGGUGAGAAAAUUGACCUUGUGUCCGGAAUCGACUUCUGGCACACUGCGUCCGUCCCCAGACUGAACAUCCCCAGCCUGCGCAUGUCCGAUGGCCCCAACGGCGUCCGUGGAACUCGCUUUUUCAACGGUGUGCCAGCAGCAUGUUUCCCCUGCGCCACGGCCCUCGGAUCAACCUGGGACACCGAAUUGCUGCACAAGGUCGGGCAAUUGAUGGGAGAGGAAGCCAUUGCCAAGGGUGCGCACGUCAUAUUGGGUCCCACAAUCAACACACAGCGCUCGCCGUUGGGUGGCCGGGGGUUCGAGUCUUUUGCUGAAGAUGGUGUCCUCUCCGGCCAAUUAGCUGGUCACUACUCUAAGGGUGUCCAGGAGAAAGGCGUUGCCGCUUGUCUUAAGCACUUUGUGUGCAAUGACCAGGAACAUGAGCGGUUGGCGGUAGAUUCUAUUGUCACGGACCGUGCUACGCGCGAGAUUUAUCUCUUGCCGUUCCAUAUUGCGAUGAGGAUUUGCAAGACGGCUACCGUGAUGACGGCUUACAACAAGAUCAACGGCACACAUGUCAGUGAGAAUAAGAAGUAUAUCACGGACAUCCUUCGCAAGGAAUGGGGCUGGGACGGGCUGGUUAUGAGUGACUGGUUCGGAACAUACAGUACAUCAGAGUCAAUCAUCGCCGGGCUUGACAUAGAGAUGCCAGGGAAGACUCGCUGGCGUGGAGGCGCCCUGGCACACGCCGUCUCCUCAAACAAGGUCCACGAGUUCAUCCUGGAUGAACGUGUCCGUAAUGUUCUGAACCUAAUCAACUACGUCGAGCCACUGGGCAUUCCUGAAAAUGCCGAGGAGAAGGUCCUGAAUCGGCCCGAAGACCAAGCCCUACUACGAAAGGUUGCCGCCGAGUCCGUUGUGCUCAUGAAGAACGACGACAAUAUUCUCCCAUUCAACAAGGAAAAGUCCAUCGCGGUUAUUGGACCAAACGCCAAGAUCGCCGCCUACUGUGGAGGUGGCUCUGCAUCUCUAGAUGCCUACUACACUGUCACGCCCUUCGAAGGCGUAACAGCCCAGAGCAAAGGCGAGGUCCAGUUCGCCCAAGGCGCCUACUCGCACAAGGACCUUCCCUUGAUUGGACAUCUCCUGAAGACCGACGACGGCAAAACAGGCUUCAAGUUCCGCGUCUAUGACGAGCCCGCAUCCAGCAGCAACCGCGAACUCCUCCACGAGCUGCACCUGACUUCAUCCCAAGGCUUCCUCAUGGACUACCGCCACCCCAAGAUCAAAUCCUUCCUCUACUACGUCGACAUGGAAGGCUACUUUACUCCCGAAGAGUCCGGCAUUUACGACUUCGGCGUCGUAGUCGUCGGCACAGGGAAACUCCUCGUAGACGACGAAGUUGUUGUCAACAACACCAAGAACCAACGCCUCGGCUCCGCCUUCUUCGGCAACGGCACCGUCGAAGAACAGGGCUCAAAAGAACUCAAGGCCGGCCAGACCUACAAAGUCACCCUGCAAUUCGGCACAGCACCAACUUCAGACAUCGACACCCGCGGCGUGGUCAUCUUCGGCCCAGGCGGAUUCCGCUUCGGCGCCGCCCGCCGCCAAACGAAGGAAGAACUCAUCUCCAAGGCCGUAGAGCUCGCCUCAAAAGUAGACCAAGUCGUCGUCUUCGCAGGUCUCACAAGCGAAUGGGAAACAGAGGGCUACGACCGUCCAGACAUGGAUCUCCCCCCGGGCUCAGACGAGCUCAUCUCCGCAGUCCUCGACGUGAACCCCAACGCCGCAAUCGUCAUCCAGAGUGGAACCCCCGUGACAAUGCCCUGGGCCUCAAAGACCAAAGCCCUCCUCCAGGCCUGGUUCGGCGGCAACGAGUGCGGAAACGGCAUCGCAGACGUGCUCUACGGCGCCGUUAACCCCUCCGCAAAGCUCCCCCUGACCUUCCCCGUCCGCCUCCAGGAUAACCCCAGCUACCUGAACUUCCGCUCCGAGCGCGGCCGUGUCCUCUACGGCGAGGACAUCUACGUUGGAUACCGGUACUACGAGAAGGUAUCACUCCCGCCCCUCUUCCCGUUUGGCCACGGCCUCUCGUACACGACGUUCACGCGCGAGAACCUGAGCUUGACCACAACGCCUGAGCAUGAUAAACUCGGCGACGGCGAGCCCAUUACCGCCACAGUGACGGUUACGAACACGGGCGAGCUCGCGGGUGCUGAAACAGUGCAGUUGUGGGUUGUGCCGCCGCCGACGGAGGUGAACCGGCCUGUGCGUGAGCUGAAGGGGUUCGCCAAGGUGCGCUUGGAGCCUGGGGAGUCGAAGACCGUUGAGAUCGUGGUUGAGAAGAAGCUGGCGACGAGCUGGUGGGAUGAGAAGCGGGAUGCUUGGACUAGUGAGAAGGGGACUUAUGGGGUGCAGGUUACGGGGACGGGUGAGGGGGUGCUUACGGCGGAGUUUGAGGUUGGGAAGACGAGGUUUUGGACUGGGUUGUAG